Molecule: messenger RNA, 1242 nt
Organism: Cotesia glomerata
Lineage: Eukaryota; Metazoa; Arthropoda; Insecta; Hymenoptera; Braconidae
Exons: 4
Coding region: 1-1191 (396 amino acids)
Source: RefSeq, a predicted model, not a curated record
AUGCAAAUACUACUUGGUGCUCCCAAAAUUGACUCUGAAACUGGGGAAAAUCAAGCCUCAGCAAUUAUUUCUGUCCUGAGUGAAUGGUCUAUCGCUGACAGUAUUACAGCAUUAUGUUUUGAUACUGCGGCUGUAAAUACAGGAAUUCACUGUGGUGCAUGUGUUCUCGUUGAACAAGCACUAAGAAGAGAGUUGACUUAUUUACCAUGCCGUCAUCACAUUAUUGAGCUAAUUUUAAUAUCCGCAUUUGAAACUUAUUGGCCUACAUCUUCAGGUCCAAAUGUUUCGAUUUUUACUCGGUUCAAAAACAAAUGGAGUGAUAUUGAUCAACAAAAAUAUACUACUGGGAUUUCAGACAGAGAAGUUCAAGAAGCCCUUGCAGAUAUAAAAGAUGAAAUCCUAAUACUUAUUGCUAAUUACUUACAAAUUUCGCAACCAAGAGGAGAUUAUAAGGAGCUUCUGGACUUAGCUCUGAUUUUUUUGGGAGCUUUGCCAUCUGACGGAGUAGUUUUUAAAUAUCCUGGAGCUGUUCAUCAUGCAAGGUGGAUAGCAAAAGCGAUUUAUAAUUUAAAAAUAUUCAUGUUUAGAAAUCAGUUAAAGCUAACAAAGACCGAAAUUGUAGGAGUCCGUCAAAUUUGUAUUUUUGUGAUAAAAUUUCACAUAAAAGCGUGGUUUUCAGCAACGUCAGCGAUAACAGCGCCAAGUAAUAAUUUAAUGCUGAUAAAAAAUUUGCUUCUCGACAAAAAAAUUAAUUCAGCUGUUUCAAAAAAGACAUCUGAGAAAAUGGCUAAUCAUCUGUGGUACCUUUCUGAAGAAUUAGCAGCUUUGGCUUUAUUUGAUUCGAGAGUUUCACCGGAAAUAAAAAUUAGAAUGGUAACUGCUAUAAAGUCCCGAGAUAGUAGUAUAUUAAAUAAAAAGCGCUUCAUAAUCAAUAAGAAUAAGUUGAAUACGUUAUUAAUAAAAGAUCUAAGUCAUUUCGUUUCUAAAAGAUCAUUGGUAUUAUUUGAACGAUUUGGAUUGUCUACUGAGUUUCUUGAUGUCGACAUCACUUUAUGGGCUAGUCACAGAAGCUUUCAAGAAAAUAUUCAAUUUUUUAGUACAUUAAAAGUAGUGAAUGACGUUGCUGAGAGGAAUGUCGCAUUAAUUACUAAAUAUAAUCAGCAUUUAACUAACAGUGAAGAACAAUUUUAAGGUUUGCUACAAACGGUAAAAAAACAUAGAGAAGACUUUCCGAGCUGUUCU